CGGUGUCACUGGUAACAUCACUAGCUUCUGUAAUAUAAAUUAGAUAAUUUCUUGAUUUGAAGUCCGUUUAAUUCAGUCCUUUUUUAACUCUCUGCAGGAUUUUAUUGUAAAUAAAAUGUUACGCUAGUGUUUAUUCAUUUAUUGGAUGUAAUUCUCUCUGUUAUUGGUCAUUUAACGUUAGGCGAUGGAAGGGUGUUUUAAUGACGGAUUAUAUCAGCUUUAAAUGUAAACGAUCGAUGAUCUUAUAGAAAGUCCCAUCAUUUCUUGUAGCGAAAGUGACUUUUUUUUAAAUCGACUCUGAUAAAUGUCGUAGCAUUAGCUUUAGCAGCUAACAGACACAAACACAUCAGAAAAACAGUUACUAAUGUUUAUAGUAGCAGCUAUUAUAUAAACACACAUACGGAUUAUAUCAUCAUCAUCAUCAUCAUGGCAAACGUGACUGAUCUGCAGACUAAAUACAGUAAAUUGGCUCAAGAAUAUUCAAAGCUCCGAGCUCAGCAUCAGGUGCUAAAGAAGGCCGUCGUAGAUGAGCAGACCACAUCCAACUCUGUAAAGGAUGAACUUAAGCAGAAAGAACAAACUUUUCGGAAAGUUCAACAGGAAAUGGAAAGCUUGACCUUCAGGAACCAGCAGCUGACCAAGAGAGUUGAGCUGCUGCAGGAGGAAUUACAUCAGUCUGAGAGUAAAAACAAGAAGAGUAAAAAUAAAGGAGACUCGCCUUCCCAAAUCAACCUGCAAACGCAGAGGGUGUUCGAUGAAGAUCUGCAGAAAAAAAUCCAGGAGAAUGAAAGACUUCACAUCCAGUUCUAUGAAGCUGAUGAGAAGUACCGUCGACAGGAGGCUCAGCUGAAAACACGUCUAGAUCAUCUGGAGAAAGAGUCUGAGCAACAUCAGGCUGUUGUAGAUGCCCUCACCAGCAAAUACAUGGACACCAUCCAAAAACUCCAGAGCGACAAAGCUUGUCUAGAGGUAAAGGUUCAAACCCUGGAAAGAGAAGCAAAGGACAGCAGAGUCACAACUGAAGAUUGCCAGCAUCAGUUGAGGAAAUAUCAGACUGAAGUGAGCAGUCAGUUAAAACAGAGCUGCUGUGUCAUUCAGGAGAAAGUUCCCUUCAACGACACCCAGUCGAGUGACUUCAACAGUCUGAAUGUUCCCCUUCAUAACAGAGGACAUCAGCUUAAAGCUCGUGAUGUGGCGGCUCAGGCUCUGGGCUUUGUACAGACUUUGGUUUCUGCCCUGCUCAACUUUCACUCUUACACUGAACAGAGGGUCCACAUUUACCCGCUCGACUCAUCCAUUGAAGCCAUCUCACCCAUCAACCAGAAGUUCUCUCAAUAUCUGCAUGAAAAUGCAUCAUAUCUGCGUCCGGUGGAGGAGGAGUUACUGCAGUUACAUGAGAGCAUUACAGAGGACACCAUCACAGUGCUGGAAACAGUGGGAAAACUGCAGGACUUCUCCAAAUCCUUCUCAUCCUACAGCCGGUUCCUGCAGAAGAUUCUUCCCUAUCAGCUCAGAAGUCUAGAAGAAGAAUGUGAUGCUCCUCUCUGCACGCCAGCACUGAUGUCAAAAAACCAUGAGUUGCAGAAUGACAUAAAGAAACUGACAGCUGUCUUUGACAAACUCAAAUCUUACAUCAGCUUGUUAGCCCUCCCCAGCGUUCGUUUGGAUGCCAUGUCUCAAAGCAGCACCAAUGCGGUCUUCACGCAGAUCAGCGCAUGCUUACAUAGCCUGCAUGACAUCACCACAGAGUUGUCCAAGCACUACAGUCAGAAGGUUUCUCUCGAGCAGGAUCUGCCAAGUGUCACGCAAAAGUUUCGUACCACGAACGAGUGUUUACUCUCAUCACUUGUGUCGCUCACAAACAGCUGCAGCAAGAUCACCACGUUCUUCAGCAACAACCUGGAUUUCUUUGCGUCAUGUCCUGGUUACAGUGUACGAGGUGGCAACGUGAACCCGCUGCGGGCAGACAGCAUGAUUGCUAACAAGAGACACGCUGCCAAAUACAUGAGUACCAUCAGAAAGGAAAGAUCAGAGUCUGUACCAUACAGAGAAGCUUUAUCAAACCGACACAUUCUUACGAGCUCUACAGAGAGCAGAGAGGGUCUAAUGCAGCAGGUUCUUCAGACUCAGGAGAAGAUUUCUCGUCUGGAGCAGGAGAAAGAGCACUGGUUGCUGGAGGCUCAACUCGGGCAGGUGCGUCUGGAGAAGGAGAACCAGCGUAUCGCUCAGCUGGAGGCUCAGGUCAGCGGUGGUGUUGGAGGUCAUCCUCGCAGCAGCAGUGAAAGCUCUAAAGCUGGCCGUACAGAGAGUACAGAGCUUAUCCAGGACACCAGUAUGGUCGGCAUGGUAACAAUCACAUCCUGCAGCGACAGUGAUGAAGAUCAGGAAUCUCGUGAACAACUGAUCAAAAUGCAUUAUCUGAGUCGUGUGUCCGAGCUGACCGCUCAACUUCAGAUGUGUGACAGUAAAGCUGUCCACUUUCACUCUGAGUGCCGAGCUGUAGCCAAACGUCUUGCCAUUGCAGAAAAUUCUCGCGAGGCUUUGACGGAGGAACUGAAGCUCGCCAAUCAAAACAUCACUCGCUUACAGGAUGAGCUCAGCACCACGAAGAAAAGCUAUGAAGAUCAGCUGAGCAUGAUGAGCGACCAUCUGUGCAGUAUGAAUGACACGCUCAGCAAACAGAGAGAAGAGAUUGACACGCUCAAACUCACAUCUAAGGGAAACUCAAAGAAGAACAAAGGCCGAUAGUAGAACAGAGAUGUCACAGAUUCUUUUACCAUCAUGGAUUAAACGUGCCUGGAUUUCACCUUUUCAUCUGUGGCACAUGACUGCAGGAGAAAACGAGUUUAAUGUGUGCGCGUGUGUCUGCUUGUGUGUGCAUGUGUCACUGUAACACAAUAUGUGAUAGCAGUUUGUUGUGAUAGCAGCAAGUGAUUGUGUUUUGAAGCUCGUUCUUUGGACUGAUUGAGUGGUUGUGUCUUCAUGUGUGAGUGGGAUGUUGAAAUUCCAGCAUUUGUGUAGUUUUUAACACACAGUGGCUGUAAGUAAAACCACAGACACGCACGCACACACACACAACUACACACGCACACAAGUUGGAUUUAAAGCAUGCAGAGAAGAGUUAGUUAGUGGCAUUGAUUUACACUUAUAUCUAAUGUGUAAGAUGAAUAAAAACUCUUCAUCAGAUCUGUUGCACUUCAUGGGUUGCCCCACAGGUCCUAAAUAUUUUCUGGUUGAAAUAGAUCAGUGUUGUCCAGCAGUCUAUGACAUAAUAGAGCAGAUCUCCAUAUUAUUAAAGGAAAUAUAUUACCAAAACUACUAUCUUAAUUCAACUCUUAUAUAUGAUCAAAUUAUUUAACAUCCAUGGUAGUUUAUUCAGAACUGUCAUGGGUGUACAAAUAUUAUCUGAUCUUAGUCCGUUUUCUUUCUCAUUUAAUGCAUUCACAUCUGUUUACCAUCACAAAGUAAUAAAUAAAGGUGUAAUUAAAGAUGUGUUGUUUUCAGACUGAUUUCAUUCACUUAUUAAAGAUGCGCAAACCAUGAAAGUU
Messenger RNA from Paramisgurnus dabryanus, 3548 nucleotides. RefSeq names its product protein phosphatase 1, regulatory subunit 21 (gene ppp1r21). The record is from RefSeq and is a predicted model, not a curated record. Gene Ontology annotation, cellular component: early endosome; membrane. NCBI's taxonomy places the organism in Eukaryota, Metazoa, Chordata, Actinopteri, Cypriniformes, Cobitidae.